AAAAAGACCAUCCCACUCCCAUGCCUCGCCGACGUGUCCAUCCGCAUCCUCCUCCUCUUUCCGGCCAUACCGUUGUUAUUGUUCUCUACUACUACUGUUGCAGAAGCUGUAUCCACCCCUGGUCUUAUCGACAGUGGUAUCCUUUUUUGGGUCUUUUUUUAUCUUGCAGCAUUCUCCUGAAUUGACUUUACACAAACUAUCAUCUUGCACAACCGACCUUCACAAACCAAGGGUACAUACAUACCAGAACAGGACCCCGCGCCUUCUCCCCUGUCUGCACAUCAUCUACUUUUUUUCAUCGCUGUCGUCGCCCACCGCCCACCAUGCAUCGCACGUAUUCUAUGCGUCAGACGAGGGCGCCCACCGCGUCCCAGAUACAGAACCCCCCUCCACCUCCCUCGAGCACCAAAUCCGGCCGUCUCUUUGGCCGUGGUGGAUUCGGUCAUGCCCUUCGCGCUCGGACGGCCGGUGCGUACGGCCCGGACCUGGCAAAGAAGUUGUCGCAGCUUGUCAAGAUGGAGAAGAACGUCAUGCGCAGCCUCGAGACGGUCGCUAAGGAGCGAAUGGAAGUUGCUCAACAACUCUCCAUCUGGGGUGAGGCCUGCGACGAAGACGUUUCCGAUGUCACCGACAAACUCGGCGUCUUGCUCUACGAGAUCGGAGAACUCGAGGACCAAUAUGUCGAUCGCUACGACCAGUACCGGGUGACCAUUAAGAGCAUCAGGAAUAUCGAGGCCUCGGUACAGCCCAGCCGAGACAGAAAGCAAAAGAUCACGGACCAAAUUGCCCAGCUCAAGUACAAGGAGCCAAACUCGCCCAAGAUCGUCGUCCUCGAGCAAGAACUCGUCCGCGCCGAGGCCGAGUCGCUGGUGGCCGAGGCCCAGCUCUCCAAUAUAACACGUGAGAAGAUCAAGGCCGCCUACACAUACCAGUUCGACGCCCUGCGCGAGCACUGCGAGAAGGUAGCCAUCAUCGCCGGCUACGGAAAGCAUCUCCUCGAGCUGAUCGACGACACCCCCGUCACACCCGGCGAGACCCGCGCAGCCUACGAUGGAUACGAAGCUAGCAAGGCUAUUAUCCAGGACUGCGAGGACGCUCUUACGAACUGGGUUACGCAGAACGCCGCCGUCAACUCGAAGCUCUCGGUGCGCGCCCGCACCCUGUCCACGCGGCGUCGGAACAACAUCAAGGCACGCAGCGAGGGCGGUCACGACCUGUCAGGGCAAGAUGCCCCGCUCCAUGAUCAGGACUCCUGGGUGCCAGCAGGCCAACACAAGGGCGAGUACGAUAACUCCGAAGAGGACGAGGAGGAGGACGAAGAUGAGAUUGCCGGCAGCGAGAGUGGGCUCAACGGGGAACAUCGAGGACGCACGCACGAGGCCAUCGCAGCGUGAGGCGGGGUUUUUUCUCUUUGGAAAGGGCUGUGAGACCAAACUAAAUGAGCCGACAACGAUUUAAAACUUAAUGUUCUAAUGACGGCACUACAUAAUAUGGGAAUAGUUGCGCCAUGGUGGCAUAUACACAGACAAGCCAGCAAAGCGCAGGAACUCUCAGGUUUUCUGCAGGGGCAACGCAAGGAAGUUGGGAGACAUGGGGCGCGGCAACAAGUUGGGCGGCAAUCUAUUACGACAAGUGAAUUUUGGUUUUUAAGUAUAAUCCGUUUUAUUGUAGUGUUAGGCAGCAAUAUGGACUUUCAGCCUUUUCAGUGCAAGCCC
Cryphonectria parasitica EP155 is the source of this 1715-nucleotide messenger RNA. Its product is annotated as regulated by circadian rhythms/protein kinase inhibitor activity protein. Gene Ontology annotation, molecular function: lipid binding. The transcript has 5 exons. NCBI's taxonomy places the organism in Eukaryota, Fungi, Ascomycota, Sordariomycetes, Diaporthales, Cryphonectriaceae. Gene Ontology annotation, cellular component: eisosome filament; plasma membrane. Gene Ontology annotation, biological process: negative regulation of protein kinase activity; endocytosis; eisosome assembly. The coding region runs from base 324 to 1394 and encodes 356 amino acids. The record is from RefSeq and is a predicted model, not a curated record.